Messenger RNA from Adelges cooleyi (spruce gall adelgid), 2017 nucleotides. Its product is annotated as fork head domain-containing protein FD4-like. Lineage: Eukaryota; Metazoa; Arthropoda; Insecta; Hemiptera; Adelgidae. Gene Ontology annotation, molecular function: DNA-binding transcription factor activity, RNA polymerase II-specific; RNA polymerase II cis-regulatory region sequence-specific DNA binding. The record is from RefSeq and is a predicted model, not a curated record. Gene Ontology annotation, biological process: cell differentiation; regulation of transcription by RNA polymerase II; anatomical structure morphogenesis. The transcript has 2 exons. The coding region runs from base 224 to 1093 and encodes 289 amino acids.
GCCGUCUCUUUCGGUCGGUCGUCCGUCGUCUACACCCGAAUAAUAAUAAAUUGGUGUUCGCUCUGAAACCAACACAGGCAGACAGUGUAUGUGUAUUUUGUGUAUGUGCGCGACCGUUAGACAUAACAUAACAUAUUGUUUGAACAACGUCGAUAAUAAUAAUAAUAACAAUUAGAAAUAAUAUUAUUAUUGUAAUUUAAUUAUCAAGUGGAAAAUAAUAACUAUGCCGCGCCCUAGCCGUGAAUCGUACGGUGACCAGAAGCCGCCGUACAGUUACAUAUCGCUGACGGCCAUGGCCAUAUGGAGUUCGCCGGAGAAGAUGCUGCCGCUGUCGGACAUCUACAAGUUCAUCAGUGACCAAUUCCCGUACUACAGGAGGAACACGCAACGCUGGCAGAACUCUCUGCGGCACAACCUGUCGUUCAACGACUGUUUCGUGAAAAUACCGCGGAUGCCGGACAGACCGGGCAAAGGCGCGUACUGGGCCCUCCAUCCGGCCGCGCUGGACAUGUUCGAAAACGGAUCGUUGCUCCGGCGCCGCAAACGGUUCAAGCUCGUCAAAUCCGACAAAGACAGGCUCGAUAACGAACUGAUUGCUUUGGCCAACAACCUGGCGCACAUGCAGCGCAACCAUCCCGGUAUGUCGCCCGGAUCUUCGGCGUCGUCCCGCUGUUCGUCGAGUUCGUCGUCAUCGUCGUCCGGCGGGAGUCCGCCGCCGCCGGCCGUCGCGCAAAUCGCGCCGCAACCGUCGGCCGCCGUCGCUCCACGCAUCGCCGUCGAUACGGCCGCCGCCGCGGCCAUCACCAUCACCAAGCCGGCCGGCAAGAGACCGUUCGACAUCGAGAGCCUGAUCGGCCCGGACCCGUGCAAGCCAACGGCCGUGACGGCCGUGGACGACGACAUUCUGCAACGGUUUCCGGCCAUCAUGCCGGCCGCUUACCCGUCAAACACGCCGCUCAUGGUACCCUACGGGCUGCACCACGCCGCAGCGGCCGCGGCCGCCGCCAUGGCCCUCCAAGAUCACCACCACCACCAGCUGCACCAACAGCAGCAACAGUAUUUCCGGUACGCGUCUUAUUUCCCACAUAACUGAACUGUAAUAAUUUAAUAUGUAUUAAUAAUUUAUUUAUUAAUAUUACAAAUUAAAUAUUAUGUAAAAAUGGUACUCGGCGGUAGAACGUGGUUCGAACGUUUUAUGAAAAAAAAUUGAUCUCGCAAAUUUUCGGAAGGAAUAGAAAAAAACAUUUUUUUUUUUUUUAAAAAACUAUAAAUUAUACAUAAAUAGAAUCGCUUAGAUUUUUCCUAAUAUUAUUAUUAUUAUUAAAUAUUUUAAAUAGUUGUUCGAAUUUAUUAUUUGUUUUGUGUGCGUGUGUGUGUUAUUUUACGUUUGUACAAAAUAUUAAUUAUUAUAAUAUUAAUAAUAUACCCACGGCCAUUUGGUAAGCCCGACACGAUAACCUCGGAGUUUGUCAUUUUCUAUACAGCUAUAUUAUUAUCAUUGUAUAGUAGUAGUAGGGUGAAAAGUACUGAAUAUCGACGAACGUAAAUCAUAUUUAUAUAUACAUAUUUUGUAGAAACAUUAGAUCUUAGGCAUUAUCCGUUAUGUGUGUACUGUGAUGUAGUUUUUAUCGCGAUAAUAAUUGUUAUAUUUAUCGUUUAUAUAAUUUUUAAGUCGGCGUCGACUGCUUGAUUGCACAAUAUUAUCAUUAUUAUACAUUGUAAUAGUACUGGAAAGGAUAUUUUUAACAAUAUUAUUAAAAUAAAACAAUAACAGCUGAUGUGUUUGUAUCGCGCGGUCGACGCUAAUAUUGUAAAUAUAUUAUUGUUUUUUUUUUUUUAAAUUAUAAUUAUUUUGUUUUUGAAGCUACUCUGUUACCCCUCCAGGUCAUCCUCGUGUAAAAAAUAUUAUUGUAAUCCAACGACAAUUAUUAUAGCGCAUUGUACAUGUGUGUACAACGACCAAAAGUCGAAUAUAAAAAUGAAUAUAUUAUUAUAUAAUUAAUAUAUAAUAUAAUAA